This is a messenger RNA of Pediculus humanus corporis (human body louse), 330 nucleotides long. RefSeq lists its product as uncharacterized. The record is from RefSeq and is a predicted model, not a curated record. NCBI's taxonomy places the organism in Eukaryota, Metazoa, Arthropoda, Insecta, Psocodea, Pediculidae. Bases 1 to 330 code for a protein of 109 amino acids. The transcript is spliced from 2 exons.
AUGAAUCAACAAAUCGUUUGUACGAGAUUUAAAAUAUUGAUUGUUGCUGUUUUGUUGGCACUUGCUGUCGGUGGAUCAAAGGGUAAAACCAUCGAUACGUCAUCAUCAGAACAAGAAUCAAUUUAUCCGAAAAAUCAACUCGAGUUCGGUAGCAGGAACAGCCUUGUUGAUGAUCGUCCGAGAGAUUUACAAAUUUUCAAAUAUUUAUUAACAAACGAAAUAUUAAAUCGUCAACAAAAUCUAUACGAUUGGGAUGCCGAACAACAGAGGAAAAGAAGUUACUGGAAACAAUGCGCGUUCAAUGCCGUUUCAUGUUUUGGAAAAAAAUAA